UGCAGUUUAUGGAACUUUUUAACUGUCAUGAUGGAGAAAUAUGUCGGAAAUAUAUAAAUGACGUAUCAAAGAUGAACGACAAAACUUGGUUCCCUUGUAUGCAUCGACAGCUGCAAUUACAAUCUUCUUACAGUUAGGGUCAAUAGAAAAAGACGAAAGUCCUGUAGGUCCAGUUUGCCGCGUUAGAUCUGCUCGCGAAUGGAUCUAUUCCAGUCGCUCACGAAGAGAGGACGCAUCUAUAGUGCAUAGUAAUGGCCAAGCCUACGCCCAUCUUACAUGGAAUUAUAUACCGUUAUAUUAUUUAUACCACGGUUAUACAUUUUGCCUAUGUGUUAGCCGCUGACAAUACCACUCGAUAACGAUCUCUCUUUUUUUUUUAAGUACUUGUUGUAGAUAUCGAAUGUGCGUUUACUUUUUACAAUCCCACGCAAACUUUUCAGUCAUCGAACGAAAAGUUGUGAAACCGCAUGAGAUAAUAUGAAAUAUGUAAGAAUGUUCAAGUAAGAAAAGGAAUAAAUAAAAUAUUUAAAUAGCAUCGAAAUCGUAUGCUCAGCAUUGGACAAAUUCAUAAGUUCUUUUUAACAAAGCUUUUUAUGAUGAGAUCCAGAUUGCCUAAUCAUUGAUAUUCAUGACGAGUAAUAUAAAUUUAAUAGAAACCCGAUGCAUAAAGGAAUGAGAAGUGAAUAUAUAAAAAGAAUCUGUCUGGCUUUGUUAUCGAUUUCAUCGCAAUUUCGAUCAUCGAUACUUUUCACACUUCAGUUGUCAUAUGUUGUUUCGGAACACGUUGAAAGUCCAAAAUCUUCGUCCACAGAUGCUAAAACUAAAUAAAAAUCUCAUGUUCCACAAAUAAAAACUGACAUACUGUUCAAUGCAACAAGCAAAAUGAAUUCUCUAUCGGAUAAAAACUCGUUUGAUAUAAUAUGAAGAAAUUAUCAAGGCAACUUAUUUCAUUAUAGAAAAAGUAUCGCACAAUAUGUAGCCUCAAAAUUGUGAUAAAUUUUGAUGAUUUUCUCCGAAAUUGAAAUCGAUCUCUCAACCAUACAAUAAAUCUCUAUCGACUCUUCAUAAUUCACAGUUUAUUCGAAAAAUCUUUUUUGCAGCCAAAAGCCCUAUCUCCGCCAGAAAUGGCGACGGUACCAAUAAUGAAAUGCGCGUCAAACGAACUAUUGCCUGGCACGAGAACGACGGACGAGAAGGAUGGUGAAAAGUUGGAGAAGAAAUUGACGGUGCUCGAGUCGCACGGUUACGCUCUCGGAAAGACUAUAGGAGCUGGAUCAUACGCCACAGUCAAAAUCGCAAAAUCCGAUCGACACGAUUGCCAAGUGGCGGUGAAGAUAGUUUCGAAAUUUCAAGCGCCCGGGGAGUACCUGACAAAGUUCUUACCUCGCGAGAUCGAGGUGGUCAAAGGAUUGAAGCAUCCGAAUCUGAUUCGUUUCCUACAGGCUAUAGAAACUACUCAUCGGGUGUACAUCAUCAUGGAAUACGCGCAGAACGGUAGUCUGCUGGAUGUGAUACGUCGCGACACUUACAUCGACGAGCUCCGUAGCCGCAGGUGGUUCCGACAACUCCUAGAAUCCAUUGAUUAUUGCCACGACCGCGGCAUAGUGCACAGGGACAUAAAAUGCGAGAAUCUGCUGAUGGACCAUCACUUCAACAUCAAAUUGUCAGAUUUCGGAUUCGCGCGAGGGCAGAUGAAGCCGAAGAACGGCGAGUGGCCACUCAGUACAACCUACUGCGGCAGUUACGCUUACGCGUCGCCCGAGAUUCUACGGGGAGCACCAUACCAGCCUCAACUCUCCGACGUGUGGUCUAUGGGCGUUGUGCUCUACGCUAUGGUUUACGGUCGGCUACCGUUUGAUGACAGGAAUCACGCGCAACUACUAAAGCAAGUGCAGAGCAAAGUGGUGUUUCCCAAGCAUCCCAAAGUAUCGCAGUCGUGCCGUUCUCUCAUCACCCGUAUAUUAGUACCGCAAUCGGUACGAUUAUGCAUCAACGAUAUAAAAACCGAUGUCUGGCUCGAGACGUCCGUCGUUGCUCAAACGUCAAUCAGUGAUUUAGGUCAUAGAUUUGCUGGAAUAAUGCCCGCAAAGCCAGCGAUUAAGGAAUCCCAGACGUUUGACGACCAUUUGGUAUCGAUCGUUCCUGCAAUUUUUCAAGGAACCAUGAACGAGAAAUCGAAAGAUGAUCCUAUCGAGGACAACGCGAAGAUCAGAAAGAUCGAUGUAAACACGAAGCCAUGAAGAUUGCGACGAACUAUAAAGGAACAAAAUGCUUAGAAUGCAAUGAAAAAAAAACAAACGGUGUUUCAGAAACCAAUUUUCAUUGACACAUUAUUUGAAAUAAUACGGUAACUACUUGAUCGA
Molecule: messenger RNA, 2363 nt
Organism: Ooceraea biroi (clonal raider ant)
Lineage: Eukaryota; Metazoa; Arthropoda; Insecta; Hymenoptera; Formicidae
Product: testis-specific serine/threonine-protein kinase 4
Biological process (GO): protein phosphorylation; microtubule cytoskeleton organization; intracellular signal transduction
Cellular component (GO): cytoplasm
Molecular function (GO): tau-protein kinase activity; ATP binding
Source: RefSeq, a predicted model, not a curated record